GUAGAACAAACCUCUGCUAGCACACCACUGUUCCUCGCAGCAGGAGAGCUCACACCAGAAGUCUUACACGCCUGGGAAAUGGGUUGCACCCAAUUCUUCCUACACAAAGAGGUGAAAGACGAUGAAAUGGUAAAGAAAGUCGCCUGGGGGAUGCAGGAACCGGUUAUGCAAGAUUGGUAUAGUAAUAAUCAAGCACGUCUCGACGGACUCACCUUUAAGGACUACAUGGAGGACGUGCACAGUUACUGGUUGCCAUCAGGUUGGGCUGAUCAGGUCCGGAGGAAGAUGCUGGCAUCGACACAGGGACAGCGUCCUUUCCACGAGUGGGCAGUCGACGUCCAAGGCCACAACACACUCUUACGUGGGACGCCGUCUCAUCUGAAGAACGACAGCAUCCUGUACCACCUUGAGGCCCACAUGAACACAGAACUGGCGGCGAACUACCAGGCCAAAAAUAUCACUGAGACCAACUUGCGCAAAUGGAUUGAGAAGGUGCGACUUCUUGACGAGAGAUGCUUAUGGUACCUUGUGCGACAGAAGGACACGGUAGAAGCUGCGCUUCGCGCAGAGCGUGCACGCUCCGCUGGAGAGAAGAAACUUAUAGCAGGAACACGUUUCAACUCAAAAGCUGGGCAAUCGACCAAUACAACUGUGACUGGAUCAAACAAAACAUUCACUCGCCUACCGUCAUUGACUGAAGAUGAACACCAGUUGCUCUGUGACAACAAUGGAUGUUUCAAAUGUAGGGAACCUUUCGCGGGACAUGGGUCUGCUACUUGCAAGAAGGGUUUCCCAGACGGCGCGAUGUACAAGACAUUG
Suillus plorans is the source of this 819-nucleotide messenger RNA. RefSeq lists its product as uncharacterized. The transcript has a single exon. The annotation marks the transcript as partial. Lineage: Eukaryota; Fungi; Basidiomycota; Agaricomycetes; Boletales; Suillaceae. The record is from RefSeq and is a predicted model, not a curated record.